Molecule: messenger RNA, 5618 nt
Organism: Schistosoma bovis
Lineage: Eukaryota; Metazoa; Platyhelminthes; Trematoda; Strigeidida; Schistosomatidae
Source: the annotation of a GenBank genome assembly
AAUCUAUUGAACGAAAAUCUAAGCGCCUAACAUGGUAGUGGUCCAAGGUCGCGUUGGAUGAUUGCAGAUAUUUCUAAAUACGAUGGUGAAAAGGAGACUCCUCCGAAUCCGGGAGAUCUGCGGUCCCUUCCUGACUUUGCUGCACUUUGUUCUUUCCUGACAUUUUUUGGUUCUGAUCUUGGUAUUCACCUUACGUUCCCACAGUUAUAUGAUUUCCUCGCUCUUCAAAAUUCAGCAAAAACAAAAAUAUGGGAAACUCUUCACGUCAAAUUGCUCAAUAAGUUAAAAUACCGCGCUCGUCCUGAUCGUUGGGAACCAGUUUUGGGUCGUUUCUUGCUUAGUCAUGGUCUUCAUAUUGAUGGAAUUCAAACAGCUGCUGAGCUUCUCUUAAACAGUGAAUGUGGAAAUAAUGAAAAGCUGAAUGUAUUCAUUCAAGAGUCACCUGAAUAUGUCUCUAGUUACUACAGGCUCUCUCCUAACGUUCGUGUUAAAACUCUUCUCUGUCUUUUGGAAACUCAGUUUGAUCGGAAUCAGCCUUUCAAGGAUAAGGCAAAUCUACGCUCUCCUGUCGAUUUACGAUUUCCUCCCUUGGGGAUUGAUGUUUGGGGUAGAAGUUAUUGGCUUCUGAAGGAUUCAGAUAUAAAUAUUUACUUAUACAGGGAAGAUCACCAGGAAAACAAUUUCCAGUUAUUGUGUGAAUCUUUUGACGACGUUCGUGGUCUCAUCGAGGAAUUGAAAGAAGCCUUUUCGGAAGAUGAAAAGCUCGAGAGUAUUUUUAAGAAAAAGCAAGCCUCAGACAGAUCAAAUCUGAAAUAUCAAUGGACAAACUUGAUACAGGAUAAUGUAGCCUCUCCAGAACUGGAAAUUUCAAAAAAUGACGAGGAUUCUGUUGUUUCACCGCUAUCGCAGCCAAACGAUUUCUUAAAACCUUCAAUUACACCACCACCAACUCCUACUUGUGAUCAAAAACCAAAUAUUCAUUCAGUCGACAUGUUAUUAGCAAUUUCAAAGAUUGAGCAUUCAGUCAAAACAGAAAGUCAAGAAAAUAGUGGGUUAAGUGAAGAAGUGGUUUCUAGUGACAGAGGGAAAACCGAUGAUCAGAAUCAUAAUGUUCACGAAUUUGAGGUGGAACAAAAAUGUCUUGAUACAAACACAGAAUAUCACAUCAAGCAAGAAUGUACCACUGAACAAGUCCUAAGACCAGAAGAUGAUUGCAAUGAACAUACAAACCAAGAUUCCGAGUCAUCAGCUGUGGAACCAUGUACUACUGUUUUGUCAAAGAAGUUUCGAAAAAACAGCUCCACCAAGAGCUCAGAAAUUGUUGUUAAUGAACAGGAUUUACGACGCAGUAGUAGGCAACGUAAGCCUGUUCAGGUAUUUAAUAUCCAACCAUCUCAAUCUAAACGUCCAAAAUUACCAACUCCAGUUUCAAACUCAUUACACAAGGUCAAUAACGAAAACGAAAAACCUAAAAAGCAGAAAAUACCUGUCGUAAAAAUACACCUCACUUCAAAUGGCCAUGUAGUAAAUAAAAACCAAAAACGAAAAAAGAAACGUCAUCGUAAAAAACCUCGAAAGGGUUCAAAUCCUUGGAUUUAUGGAACAUCUUCUAGUGACUCAGAUGGUGAAGAUGACUCAUUUGAAAAUGCACUUAUGCAACAUUUAAAUGUAGAUAGCGAUGAAUCAAAUCUUCAUUCACCAAAAAAGCCAGGCAAAAACGUAAAUCCUGAAUGGUCAGAUGCGCCUGAAAGUGAUUUCGACCCGAAUGGUUUGGAUAUUCAAAGUGAUGCUGAUAGUGUAACCGAUGGACGGAACUUGGCCAGGCAAAAACGUUUACAAAAGAAGUUUGAAUCAGAUCCAAAUACUAAUUGUAAUGCAGACGAAAAGGAAGAACCGUGUCAGGUUUGCUUUAAGUCACAUUUACCCGAUUGGAUGUUGUUAUGCGACAGAUGCGAUUUGGGACAUCAUGCUAUGUGUCUCUCACCUCCUUUACAUAUUAUUCCGGAAGGCGAUUGGUUUUGCCCUCGUUGUCAACACGCUACUCUGAUAUCAGCUUUAAACGAAACCAUUACUGUUCUUGAGGCUGAAUCGAAGAAGCGAAAUAUUUGGAAGCGUAUGCAAGAGCGUUUGAAUUUUGUCAAUAUCAGUAUGACGAACAUUUUAGGAGAUGAUGAUAGUGAUUUCCAUGAGCGUAAAAACAAGAAAGGAAAAGUGCUGCGUAAUACUCAAAAGAACAAUGUUAAGUAUGCUUGUGACGACUCGUAUAGUGAUCAAGAAAACGAAGAUAUUGCUUCUGUAUCCCAUUCGGAUACUAAAAAUACUAACUCCAACACUGACUCUGGUGUUGACGGCAGGUCUCAAGGGAAUCCAACUAGGCGUCGUCGUCAAGUUCGGCCAAAAGCAAAGACUCAGUUUUCCAGACCACGCCGUGUAAACUUCCGAGAAGAAACGUCUGAAGAAUCAGAGUCAGUCGAGUCUGAUUAUGAACCACUUCCUUGUAGAAAUACUCGUCAACGCCAAGUUAGGUAUAAAGUGAGCGAGGCAUUCAAAGAGCUAGAUGAAGCACUAGAAGCUGACGAAAAAUAUCAAGAAGAAAAGCAGCGCAAACUAAAACGAAAGACUAGUGAACAUUACAACCAAACUGAUGGUGAAAAUGUUAUCGACGAAGAAUGUGAGCUCAACGGUCAUACGCCUAAAUGUUCACGUGGAAAAGACCUUUCGAAUAUCUUGGGGCCGGAUUGGAAAGAAUUCGAAGAAGAUAACAGUAUGCGAUCUCGUAAAAAGCGUCGCAUUGCUGAUCUGUCUUCUAGUUCUUCUAGUGAACAUUCGAAUGAAGAUUCAGUAGAUGGUAAAGCAAGACGGAGUUGUCGAACGAGAGAUGAAGAUUUUAAACCAUCAUCUUCUGAAGUGUCAGAAAGUGAAGAUGAUGUCGACUCUCGGAAGCAUAUUUCAAGUGAUGAGUUUGAACAAUUGUCAAGUGAUAAUAGUUGGCUUUCAACUGCACGACACAAUUCUCGUUCGUCACGUGGAAAUACUCGAAAAAAGAAAAGAUCAUCCAACUAUUCUUACCGGUCUCGAAAACCCGUCCCUUGUUUUGAAGACAGUGAUGAAGGAUCUGAUCGUGCAGUAUUACGGACUAGAAGGCUGAUCGCAUUAAGAUACCGUCAAGUCUAUCAAAUGAUGGCAAACCGCAGAUUUAUAUUUGAAAAUGCUUUUGCAAAUCCAGACUGUGAUCCGCCUAUCAGAACCUUUGCUGACUCUGUUGUAUCAUCGCUUCGUAGAUUUUUGGCCCGUCCUUAUCGUUUUUAUCCUGUGAACAAAUAUUAUCUUAAAAGUCAUGGAAAAAAAACAUCCUUAUAGAAUGGGCCUUUGCUUUCUAUAUUGCUUUUUAGUUAAUAAUAGCAAAAUUUGCUUGUUACUUCAGGUUAUAAAAAUUAAGAUGAUUUGUAAUUAUCCAUAUCUGUUAGCAUUUCAACUAUCAUUCUUGUUCUCUUACGCGAUUGAACAUUCGUGGGGAGUCACAUUGUCUUUGUCCUUUUUUGUAACCUUAACGAAUACACAUUUGUGCCUUGUUUUAAAGUUUUGCAACUGGCUGCCGGGUUUCACAAUUAUGAUGAUUAUUUUCCUUCCCUCCAGUUCAUGGUUGGAUACUCAAUACAUUAGCGUUAUAAACAUAUGUAGAAUUUUUUCGCCCCUUGUUUACGCCGAAAUUCUAGAUCUGCUUUUAGUAAUGUUGAUUCAUGAGAAAGAAUUAGAUUGUAUGAUCGAGAAGUCAGCAAGCAAACUAUUUUUCACUAAUGAACCGCUUAGUUUUAAUUUUAAUCUGUUUUUUGUUGUUUUUUUUAAUUACAAUCAACAAUGUCUGGUAACCCUUGUUGUUAGAUAUUAGUGUAUAUGUAGAUUAAACCAAUGUGUACCUCAACAUUUAUCACUCUGACACUUGAUUUCACAAUAAAAGUUUCCAUAGUUGGGCACGCUAACUUUCAUUCAUUCUUAAUGAGUUUCAGCAGCCCAGAUAUGCUACCUUUUAAUGAAGUUUUGAAACCAAUCGACGUUUUAAGUACGUUGUGAGUAUUAAAUUAAUACUGGUCUUAAUAAUUUUACAAACUUGUGUGUUUUUAUGGUUGUUAACUAGUUUUCUAAUAUUUUCUGGUUGAUAAUGUGUACUCAUCAAUUACCUGUUUGGUAUAGUGUACAGGAUGAAACUUUAUUAUUUUUUAUUUAUAGGUGUACCCGAACUGUUGUUAGUUACCGUGAAUCAAACGAUGAAACAACAGAUAAUUCUGAACACAAUCUUUCGGAAAUUCCUGUUACGAGUAAAAGUAAAGUUCGUAGAGUGUUAGAUGAUGAAGAGGAAGAAAAAGAAGAGGAUGCUGAUCGGUCUCCUACUCCAAUAUCUGCCAGUCUAAAAGUAAAACGCUCCCAGUCUAACCGCACAGUUUUAAAGUAUUCUUCUGAUAGUGAUUAUCAACCGUGUGAAGAUGAUGAUGAUGAUCAAGAAGGGGACAGUCAGGGUGAUAGUGAUUCUUUAACGACGGACGGAAAAAUUCCACCAACAAAUAUCUGUAUAAAAUCAAAAGGUAUUAUUGAAUCACAAUCAGAUGAAUCAAAUCACCAACAUUCGACUUCAGAAUUAAUCAUCUCCGAAACAAGUGAUAUCGAUAAUUCACUUUUCAAAGAUAAUGCGAAAUCGGUUUCUGUAGAAGCAGGUGGCUGUAAAGUUGAAUCUACAGACAAUAUUAUGGUAAACUCAUUUGAUACAUCUAAAAAUCAUGUAAAUGGAAAUAAUUACGAAAAUGAUGAAGAAGUAGAAGAUGAGGCUGAUGAAUGUCUACCAGUUCGUACUUUACCACAUGUUUCUCCUCAAUUUGAUAAGCAAAUUAUUGAAAACAAACCUUGUGUUUCUCCGGAUAUUUUUUAAGUUUAAAUUUAUUUAUAAUUAUGUUCUUUGUUGUAUGCUUAUGACUAAUGUUACUUUUGUAUAUUUUCCAUUUCGAUUGACAUUCAGGGAGAUUUUUGUAGUGUUCAGUAGUUGUUUUAAAAGUCGCCAAGUAAUAAACUAAUAAUAACUAAAGUUCAGUGUAAUUUUUUUUGGUGUCCUACAAUAAUCUAUACUCAUUAUCUUAUUGUACAUAGUUGAAUCCUGUCGAUUUAUUUGUUAUGAUGUGUUGUUCAUUCGUUUAUUUUUAAUGUUUAGCUGCCUUUUCGGCAGUAUUAUAAUUUUUCAUGAUAAUGGAAAGCAUUUAACUACGUUUAAACACUAUCAACGGAUGCAAAAAAUAAUGUUCUUUUAAUGAGUAAAUGAUUUGAUUUUUCUUUUUGUGAGAUUGUUAUGUAACUGCUUUUUUCUCUUCGUAAAAUUUCACAAAAGAUUCCCCAUAUUACUUACUUUUCCUUGUAAACUUUUGUAAUUCGAUGAUAUUGUGUCUUAUCAUCGUAAAGUAGGUAGUUACAAAAAAUAAUUAAAGGCAGAGUUCUCGUGCCAGAUGUAUAAAUUUAUCUUUUUGGGAACAAUUUCGAAUUGUUGUCAGAUACUACAACAUAGACUAACUUCUCCUGGAUUGAUUUCGCAAUUAUAUAUGUUGACUCGACGUUAUGAGAAUAGACUUUUUCAUUGU